AUGAAAGGAGGAGGAUGGAUAUUCUACGUGAAUACAGCGAGUGGAAAACACCAAUUUCAGAUCAGUUCUCCUCCCUGUCUGAUGACGAGGUGCGCGUGUUAUUCUGUUUUCUGUGUUCUGACCCCGGUACCCCCGACUUUACUGAUACAGACUGGCUGAACAUUCUUAAUGUGAUACGAAAGAAGAUGAACGUUAAGGGCAGUGUAACAAGUGAGGAGGCACAGCGGACUCUGGACGGACUGAAGUCAUGUGGAGUUCUUUGGGAUCAGGACGGAGUAGACAUCACUGAGGACGUCAAGGACGAGACCAUGUACCGUGUUACAGAACGUCGUAUAAAACGUUUUCUAGAACUUAGUGAUACACUGCUCCCCGUGUAUCGUUUAUCCAGUUAUACUACAGCAGUGAGGUAUCUGAGAUCACAGAGAUACACCAGGAAGUCUGGAGAGAAAUGUGUCAUUUGUAAGGACCUGUCAUUUGAUUCCAUACUCAUACCCCGUCUACAGAUGAACAUACUGACCCACGUCACCAUGGAGGACACGAGUAUCUGUGAUGAAGUGUCAUUUUACUUGAAUAUCCCUCAAGAUAAAGUACGCAUGAGUGAUGAUAAACGAAGAGCGUUUUUAGAGGAAUUACAGCAUACUGGGGAGUAUGUACAAUACAGAGAGGGGUCACAAGACAGUGUACAACACGUCAAGUGGCUCUGGAGAUACGAGAGACCUGACAUCGUGAGAUCCUGUAUAGGUCUCCACCCACACUGUGAUAUUUACAUCAUCAACAACACGGCUUACAGAAAACACAGUCAGUACCACGACCUUCCUCCAGCUGAACGCUGUCUCCUGUACUGUCUUCUGAUGGUGGACGACUACACCGUCAAGGUCAAGGACGAAUCUCACAUCAAGAUGUACAAUGCGAUCAGAGAACGAUAUUUUACAGAAGAACCUGUUUGUGAGGAAAUUACCGCCGCCGACUUUCCCGAGGGAAUCAUUCACGUAGAAAACGACGUGAUCAAGUUUAAAUCAGACGACAUCCGACAUGACGUCAUGUACGCGUUCGUUACGGAAUGUCUGGUAGAGGACAGUGAUCUGAAGUUCUUUUUGACCACGGCACCACGUGACGUGAUAUCAGAAUACUGCCGGUCGUGGGAUUAUAAGAGGAUUGAGGGAGAGAGAUGUCUGUAUAUACCGGAUGGACCGGAUGAGAUGUACGACCUGUUCAUAGACAGACUACAACUGGACAUCCUCACACACUGUACCGUGUCAGACUCGACGAUUCAUGACAGUAUCAGUAAACGUUUGAAAAUACCUGAAGAAAUUCUGAAAUGGGACUAUGCUGCGCGAAGCAGAUACGCAGAAUGUGCCAAGAAAGGAACUCAAACAAUACACAGGGCUCGAGCAAUGAUAGUUGGAUGCGCAGGGGCUGGGAAAUCUACUCUACUUAAACGUCUACAGAAACGAAGUAUGGAUGAACUGAAAAAGGUUCAGUCUACAGUAGGACUAGAAGUACACGAAGACAUCUUUGAGAUUGCUGCUGAAUCUGAUUGUUUAAAAGAUCUACCAGCUCACACGGACAAAGAAGGGAAACAACUCUUGAGUAUUUUGGACUUUGGUGGACAAUGUGCCUAUUACGCGUGUCACCAGGUCUACCUCAGCAGAAGAGCCUUCUAUCUUCUUGUUCUCAACAUGUCCAAGAGAUUUGACGAGAAAGUUGACCCCCAACUAUGUGAACAGGAAGGGACCAUGUUUACUGACUGGACUUACGGGGAAUACAUGUUGUUUUGGCUGAAGUCAGUACACACCUACUGUGGCGAUCGCGCCCCAGUGAUCAUCGUUGGAACUCAUCUAGAUCAAACCAAAGGACAGAAUGCCAAUGCCCUCUACAACAGCAUACUGGAUUACCUCCAGGACGACAAACAUCUGAAGUCACACCUAGCCAGGGAACGAUGCUUCGUUCUAGGUUUUCAUUCGGAUGGUGUAUCGUUUGAAGACUCUCUUUCUGAACUAGAGAAGUGCAUGGCUUCAAUUGCUAAAGAAGAUAGAUGGAAGGAGUCCAUUCCUGUGGACUGGGCAUUAUCUGAAAUGGUACUCAGAGAUCUCAGAGGACAAAGAAAGAGACUGACAUCGGUUUGGGAAUUUUCGAAGGAAUGUUUUGGUAAUCUCAGAGAGAAAUACACACAAAUCAGCGAUAUCCUGAAAUUCUACCAUGAUAUAGGCGUUAUACUACACUUUAACGAAAGUUCUCUUGCCAAAACUGUCAUUAUUGACAUCCAGUGGUUUGUUGCUUCCUUUAAGAACAUAAUAACCGAUCCAAACCAUGUCAGGGAUUUUGUCGACAACACACGCGAAUGGUUGGAGUUUAAUGAAAACGGUCAUUUAGACGACAGUCUCUUGACCAAAAUUUGGAAAAGUCGGAACUUUGAAAUUGAUCCCCGUGACAAAGCAACGUUAUUACAAUACAUGGAACGGCUUGGUCUCAUCUUUAUUGGUCCCCAGGCGCAUUACAUUCCCUGCAUGAACAAGAGAUCCUUUGCUACCCAACAACAGAACGAUCUGCAAUCCAUUCAAAGCAAAACAUCAGUAAUGGUCUUUCGAUUUCCCUUUCUGCCAUAUUUCGUUUAUUUCCGUCUGAUUGUUGCUUGUCUGACCAGUCAAUAUUGGAGAUUUCCGAAAGACAAACGCUUAUCUUUGUAUAAAAACCUGGCGUGUUUUGUCUAUAAGAGCCACACUGUUGCACUUGCUGUGAAUAGAUAUGCCAUUCAACUUCAGGUUUUUCAGCGCAGCAGAAAUCCAAUCUCAAAAGUUGUCACAUUAGAAAUCCGUGACGACAUUGAAAGAUUAUUGAAUAGUCUAACCAAAAACUUCCACAAGAAUAUCAUGUACACUGUAGGAUAUCAAUGUUCAAAACAGGAAGUGUUUCGUGAACAUGAUGACUGCUUUGUUGAAGAGAAAGAAAUCCACGGGAAAGGCAAGCAAACGUGCCCAAUACACGAAAUGGAUACUCAUCAUUUCCUGAGUGAAUCAGAUCUCCUAUUUCAUUGGAAUGAGGAUGUCCAGGACAACCAAGCAAGUUUAUCCAUCAACGACACAGACGCUACAAUUUUAUCUGAACGUGACUUGCUAAACUUCAACAAGGUGAUUGGAAAUGGCAUGGAAUUGAUUGCAACCUGCUUGGGAUUAUCGCAAGUGGAGAUAGAUAGAUUGAAGAUGGAUAAUCCCAUGUCCACGAGUACUGUGGUACACAACAUCCUUGUCACAUGGAAACGCAAACUUGGUGAUGCAGCAACAUUAGAGAACUUGGAGAAAUCCUUACAGGAAGCAGAAAAACACACUGGUGCAAGUGUGGACUGGAGUGUGUUUAGUCAAGCAAAGGAGGCUCUGAAAUCAAGUAAAUGAACUGAAACAGUAGAUACUAGCCUGUGAAGGUGAAACUACCAUGUAAAUAUGUUGAAUGUUAAUCAUUUCAAUAUCCAAUCGACCGUAAUGACUCUAAUCUUCAAUGUAGUGUAUAUACUUAGAUAUGUGUUAUUCGUUUUUGUAGUAGAUUACUGAGUGUCAAAAUGAACAGUUGAUACGUAAGGUUACGUGUGAUUGACGUCAGGUUACGUAAGGUUACGUGUGAUUGACGUUUUCACAGGCGAACACAUCUUUCAGUUCAGUGUAUAACUAAAUCAUUCGGAUUACACUUUGCAAAACUGGCAUCACAUAGUGUGCUUUGGCUGACCUUCAAAACUCUUUCAAAAUAUUGGCGUCUUAUUCAAUCGUCCCUAACGUUGGCUAGUGGUUUUUUUGUUCAAACGUAACAAAGUUUAUCAUUGAAACAGGUGUGCGUCAUCAAUAAUCAUGUUAAAUACACCCUAUGCUGUAUAUUUUUCCUUUUUAGAGCACUUAGUGUAAUGAAAUAAGAGGACGUCACAAAGUUAUCACCAUCAUCAUUGUCAUCAUUUGAAAUUUGUUUAAAAGAAAGGUGAGGAUAACGAACAGUGAUCAAUUUCAUAACUCCCACAAGCAAUACAAAACAGAAAGUUGGGCAAACACGGACCGCUGGUCACCUCCGAGGUGGGACCAGGUGCCUAGGAGGAGUAAGCAUCCCUUGUCGACCGAUCAUACUCGCCGUGAGCCCUAUAUCCUGAUCAGGUAAACGGAGUUAUCUGUAGUCAAAAUCAGUGUGCCAAUAUUGGCCGAACAAAAGACGUGAAACACGUUCGUACAAUUUUAACACUCCUAUAAAAAAGCAGUGCAAAAAUUGCUUUAAAUCAGCAUUUCGAAAAUUAUAUGGUCGUUAUAACAAUCUAGUUUGCCAAAUACAACCUACCAUUGGGUCAAUUGCUGUCUGACAUGUUUCAUUCGAAUCAUUCGACCGUUCUUGGCACACUGAUUUCGACUACAGAUAAUCCCACUUACCUGAUCAAGAUGUAAGUAUCACUGCGGCUGUGACCGUUCGACAGGCGAUGCUUACUCCUCCUGGGCACUUGAUCUCACCUCUGAUGUGCCCAGCGGUCCGUAUUUGCCCAACUCUCUAUUUUGUAUUGCUUGUGAGAGUUAUCAGAUUGAUCACUCUUCGUUAUCUUCAUCUUUCAGUGAACAUAUAUUUUGCAUGCAGAUAUGUAUUGAUGAGUUACAGAUCAAAUUUGAGUUUUCUUCCUCUUCGUUGAGUUUUAUGAAAUUGGGACGUUUAACGUAAAACAAUUGAUGCAUUGAUUUUAUUUCUAUUAAGGUAUUCAAUGUAUAAUGACCAUAUCUCAUAUCUAAUAAAUGGAUGGUGGAAUAUUUGUAAUCAUGGUAUCAUUUUGAAGGGUCCAUCAAAUAAAAAUAAUAUGCCAUAGGAAUUUUCAAAAUUUUGCUUACUCCUUGAUUUAUUUCACCUAGAAUUUAACAUUGAAGUAUAUGGGAAAAGCAUGUUUUAUUACAAUAUUUUAAAAAAAAUAAUUAUAUUUUCAUACUAAUCUCUUGGUAGAAAGUUACAUAGAAAAUAUGAAAAAAUAAAAUUAAUUAUUGACCACACACAUUUUUAGAAAAUUAAAUUUUUCUUAUUUUUACAAAGGGCUGACAACUCUUCCAAAAAAAAUUAAGUGCAAAAAGGUCAGCUUCUAAUCAUUUACCAGUCAAUUGAAUUUCAUCUGCUUCACUUUCAUCAUUAUUUAACAAUAAACUUCUAUGUUCAUCUAAAUCAUUAUCUUUUUAUUAUACAUGGAAUACCUUAAACAUAUUAAGGAUUGUUGUUGAAUGUGUGUAACAUACAAUUUGAAUACCACAUUCGAUGCUAUACUUCGAUGAAUUUUCUACAUUUGAAUUUACUGCAGGUGGGGGCAUUCGUGUUGUGUCAUCAAAUUUAGUUCUUUUCCUUCUUCUUCUUCUAUUUUUUGUUUGUUUUUCUUUUAGUUCUUCAUCUCCUGUUGAAAAUCUUGCAACAUGUUUGCAGACAAAAACAACAAUAGGCACCAACACACGUCUCAAAUCUGGCUUUGCUUUUUUGUGCGUUAAAACUGUAGAAAAGCUAAAUACUGUUUAAUUGUUCGCAUUGAACACAAUACAUGAAAUAAAAAGUGUUGUUUUUUUCCGAACCGUCUCUGAGGAUGUUAUUCGAUACGUAUAAAUAUAAAUGUGUAGACUCCAUGCAAACUGUCUGUAUUCACAAAUUUUGAACUUUCCCUUGGAAAUAAAUGCAUUUAGAUAGCAUUAUCAAAGAUAUGCUAGAGGAAUUCAAACAUGCAGACAAGUCUAUAAAACUCAUAAAAUGAGCUGAAAUUCUUCUACAAAGUACAAAGGAAAAUUCAGUAAAUUUACCUUACAGUGCUUCUCCAGGGUCAGCAUGAUUCAGUUUCAAGAUAUUGCAAAUCUAUUCCAAUGAUUGAUUUAUUGAAUAUUGUUUAUCGUCCCUCGCGAGAAUAUUUCACUCGCAUGGAGAUUUAGGCCUACGCUCGGCGCUUAUGGCCUCUGAGCAUGGAGGGAUCAAUACCGUGCCACACCUGCUGUGAAACGGAACCUCGGUAUUAGUGGUUUCAUCCGAAGGGUCAACCCAUUUAGUUGCCUAUUGCGACAAGCAGAGGUAUUGAUGACCUAUUCUAAUCCGCACACUAUUCUAAUGUGUCAAUUUCAUUAAUCAUCAGCAUUCAACAGAAUAAACGACAAAACAUAAACAUGUAGUGUAAAUUCAUGUUUGUGCACAUAAUGAUCUGAAUUCAUUGUUUUGCAUAUGCAUAUAUGAAACAAAACCUUGCAAAUCAUUCUUGUAUAGGAAGCAUAAGAGUAAAAAAAUUGUUGAGAGAAGGGUUUAACGUACCUUGUAGAUUUAACUACAUUCCUUUAGUUUAGCGCGGGGCCACAAUGUCUUUUUUUAAAAGCAAGUGAAGGAAUUGUCAUAAUAACAUUCCGCUCGCCGUAUGUAGUGCCAAAAAAUAAGCCCCUCCCAACCCCAAAGUCUAAAAGAUUAAAUAAAAGCACAACCGUGUCUACCUUUUAAAAUUCUAAAAUAAAUGUUCUGUUUAUCCAUGCUAUGUUUAUGAUAGAUAAUUUAUGUUUUACAGGGGAAAAUAAAACUUCUAAUUUGAGCUCAUUAUUUUCUCGUGUCACAUUGUAUUCAUAUGUAUCAUUAUUAAACAUCACAUUACAAGUUCUGCAGAUGCUACUACUAACAUUACCAUUUCAACGUUCUUUUCUCCAAAUAGUUUGUGAACUGUUUACAUUUGUUUUCCACAAUAAUCGAUUUCUCUGGUGUAUAUAUGUAAAGUACAACAAUGAAUGUGUCUUAAUUUCACUGUUUUUCUUUAUAUGUAUAUUUAGCUUAUUUCCUUUUCGCCAUGUCUAUCAACUUCCUUUAGAUUGCACAUGGUUAAGUGAGUUCUACUCAUGUUAUAAAUACAAAAGCAAGUUAAGAUAGCUUCCCUUUAUAAGACAGAGUAGUUGAAAAAAAGUCAAAACGGUACAAACUUGCUUUAUAAUCGUACUUUAUGAUAUAUCCUUUAUUAAAUACACUCAAUUAUUUCUUUUUCAAAUGUUUAAAACGUAAGAUUUAAAAUUGAUAUCUUGCUCAGACUUUAACUAUUCCUGACUUCCUUUACUUAUAUCAGUGCAUUAUGCUGAUAGAAGCCCGAGCGUUUAUCAUAUGUUCUAAUGUUAAACCUUCAUAUCAACGUACGAUCUUAGAUAUCAAUGUGUGAUUAUAUAUAUCAAUGUCAUUUUAGAAAUUAGUGUAUUAUGUUUUCACCUUAAAUGUCAAUGUAUGAUCUUAAAUAUAAAUGUAGCAUCUUAGAUGUUAGUAUAUUACUUUCGAUAUCAAUGUAUAAUAUAAGAUAUCAAUGUAUGAUAUUUGAUAGCAGCGUAUGAUCUUAGACAAUAGUGUGUUAUCGUAGACAAUAAUGUGUUUAGUAAACGUAUCAUCUUGGAUAUUAGUGCGUCAUCUUAGAUAUCAAUGCAUGAUAUUCGCUAUCAAUGUGCGAAUUUUGAUAUCAAUGCACGUCCUUAGAAAUCAAUGUUUGAUCUUAUAUAUUAUUGUAUGCUCUUGGAUAUCCAUGUAAGAUCUUAGAUAUCAAUAUGCAACAUUAGAUAUCAGAGUAUGGAUAAGAUGUUAAUAUACAGCCUUAGAUAUCAAUGUAUCUUGAAUAUCAAUGUAUGUUCUUAGAUAUUAAUGUGCUACUUUAGAAAGCAAUGCUUGGACAAUGAUAUCAGCAUACCACCUUCGAUAUCUUUUAAUGUGCCUUUUAUUUUUUUGUAAUUUUGUAUCAAUAUAUGACAAUGUAUACAAAUAUAUAUAUAUAUAUAUAUAUAUAUAUAUAUAUAUAUAUAUAUAUAUAUAUAUAUAAAAUUAAAAGAAUACAAUUUAAAAUGAUCACAUAAUAUUCAACGAUCAACUCUCAUAGUACUUUUGUCUUACGGUUCUUCAGGCAGUUUGUAUUGAAUGUUUCACAGUUUCAUAGUACCGUUGAAAAGUAAACGUUCAUUGUGACGACAUAAUAGCAAUAGGCACUGAUCAUUGAUUAUUAUGUGAACUCUUUGGAUAUUAUUCUUUUAAAUCAUCUAAUAACUCUUGCCAAUUUCUUCAUUCAUUUAUGACAUUAUAUAUAUAUAUGUAUAUAUAUGUACCGUAUAAGUUUUACAUAUAUAUUCAAUGGAUAUCAUAUAUUUAAGCAUGACCUAAAUGUUUCAUAGAAGAAAUAUUUUUAUGUUUUUCAAAGUACAAGAUUACUUGUAGGGUACACUGAUGAAAAGUCUACCACUUUUCUUCAGUGGCCCUUGCGAAUCCGGGUGUUAUUUUGCCUAUCACCACAUAAUCCCUAAUGACGAAUUGAGAUCUAAGACUAAUCAAAACUUGAUUCUAGAUUUCUACGGACAAGAUCCGAAUCAACACAAAUACUGGACAAGUUGUAAGUCAGUUUCGACUGCGUCGGAGUGAUUUUGACCAGAAACACAUUAAAUUUCGACAAAGCAUUUGAAGUUCAAAGAAAGAAAAAAUUCUUAUAAGAAAGCCAUUUUAAAACCCUGAUCGGUAUUCCAGCUGCUACCUGUAUAUUCAGAAGUUAGUUUCUUUUAAUAGAUAUGAGAUCAUUAAGCCAUAAUGAAACAGUAGAAGUCCCAGUUAAGGGGUUUGAAUUCUAAAUGGACCUUGAAAUUUAACUGUUGAUGUCCAUGGCACAAGCAUAUAUGUAAAUGUGACUAUUUGAUCAAUUGUAUGCUUGGGAAAAUGGAGUAUUAGUCAGAACGAUAUCGAUAGCAGAUAUACAAUCCCGGAUUCGCAGUCUUUGUUACAAUUCUUGUCAUCUAUGAUAUAUAUUAUGAUUUUGUUUUUCUAAAAUGGUCGAAAUAGGCCCACAUUAGUUUACUUUAGCAGCAUCAUGUUAAUUCAUGUUAUACAAAUCUUAUAAAUUCAUUGAUUUAUAAACACGUAUUAGAUUGUUAAUUUUGGAGAUAUCACAAAAGUAAAAGUGUAGGAAUACAGCAUGUGGUCAUGGUCGAUCAAUCAAUACACAGGGCUCGAAAUGAUUUAUUCAAUGGUCACUUGAGUAUUUAAGCUAAAGUUUUACUGGUUCAUUGAUAACUUUUAAUGUCCCUUCCGACCAGUGGAAAUGAAAACGAUUGCCUCAAUUGCAUAUUUCAUAUCAGUGAAAUAUUUUCUUUAUAAGGCCUCUUUCUUCAUCCUUCAUUCAAAAUACCAUGGGAACCAUCAAAGUUUUGUAUUUCAAUGAAAAUGUUAUUAGAUUCACUAUUUUCUAUAAACUUCUCUAAAUACCUUUGAAUUAAUACAAUUCUAAACAAUCCUGAACAAUGAAUAUUUUAAAAUAUUAAUUAAAUUCAUUCAGAAUAGAUGUAAAUAAAGUGAGCAAACAAUGCUUUUGAGAACCAACAGGAUUUGAAAAAUAUGCUAUAAUUAGCUACAAUUAGCGUAAGGAAAAUGGAAUCGGGUGCGUUUUGAUUUUUGCCCAUUAAUAGUUUAAAAGUUCCAUUCCAUGUAUAUAUAUAUAUAUAUAUAUAUAUAUAUAUAUAUAUUUAUAUAUAUAUAUAUGAUAAAAUCCUGAACGGACACAUUUCAAAUUCAAUAGCCCAGAUCCAUAAUCCAUUGGACCUAGACCAUCAGGCCAUCUAUUACUUCGAGCAAUGAAUAUGAUGCCGAAACAAUAGGAAAAAUCAAAACUUUAUUACAGUAUAAAAUGGUUCACAUACUUGAUUUGAUAUUCAUGUUUUUAUUUUGUUUUAUAAUUCAAGGUUUUGCAAGUCACUAAUAAAUUUAUUAUCAUU
This is a messenger RNA of Ostrea edulis (European flat oyster), 9725 nucleotides long. RefSeq lists its product as uncharacterized. Lineage: Eukaryota; Metazoa; Mollusca; Bivalvia; Ostreida; Ostreidae. Bases 15 to 3389 code for a protein of 1124 amino acids. Gene Ontology annotation, molecular function: protein binding. The transcript has 11 exons. Gene Ontology annotation, biological process: signal transduction. The record is from RefSeq and is a predicted model, not a curated record.